Molecule: messenger RNA, 419 nt
Organism: Dermacentor andersoni
Lineage: Eukaryota; Metazoa; Arthropoda; Arachnida; Ixodida; Ixodidae
Source: RefSeq, a predicted model, not a curated record
AUCUUCAAUGCUGCUCUCAUUUUGUGGAGUUCAUCACUUGUGCAUGUGCAACACAUUGGCGGAGGCAAUACGAACUGCAUUUCUCACUAGCUGGACAAGUCGGAAUGGCAAUGCACCUUGGAGAACAAGACUCGAAUUGUGAAAGUCUGGUGGUUUCACAGAACUUUGUUUUAUGUCAAGAUGGGCUGACACCAUGUCACCUGAUGCUGUCACUCUCUGGUUUGACUGGCAUUUCACGACCUUCGGGAUCAGCCCACAUAUGGGGAGUGCUUAAUGCUUGCUUCACUUCUGCCUCGGGUUGGCCUGGUAUUGCACUUUCUUCGGGAUCGGCCCACCGUAUAAAAAUUGUUGGUCUAUGCGCGGAUGCGAUCUGCCAGAUCCUCACCAUAGACAGCUUCACUGUAAAAAAAGUGGUCUAG